This is a messenger RNA of Bradysia coprophila, 1735 nucleotides long. RefSeq lists its product as uncharacterized. The record is from RefSeq and is a predicted model, not a curated record. Lineage: Eukaryota; Metazoa; Arthropoda; Insecta; Diptera; Sciaridae.
CCGUCCUAAAAACUCAAUGACACUUCCGAAAGAAAGAUGAAGUCAACAAAUCGACAAUUUCAUUUAAAACUUAAUCCAGCGAAAAAUUAUUUAACAAUGUGUUUACUAAAUUGCAUUCUCAUAUCAAUUGUAACAUUAACACAUAGUCUACCGAUCUCAACGACAUUGUCCAGUGCCAUAGAAAAACAUCCGAAAUAUCGAGAUACUUUACUAAAUGCUACAGUAGUUCCGUUUGUUACCGAAUGCAGCUCAACGGACAAACUAAAACCGCAGCAAGAAAUGUUGUGCGGGUCGUACUUUGAAAUGAUUGAAAAAUUGGACCGUAGCAACGUAAAAGGUUUAACUACUGUUGACGAAUUCACCAAAGCCAUGAACGCAUCCAAUCAAACCCAAAUCGCAGAAUUCUGUGUCACGUUUCCGGGCUACGUACCAAACAAUCCGAACGAAUAUCCCUACUCGCAUAUGUUGUACGACCGUCUACCUACCCUUUGUCCAGUAUUUUGUGUCGAUGACAAUCUGGUCAUGGUCAAACCGAUUUGUCAAGUAAGUGCAAUCGGAUUUCAACUAUCGAAUGUCGACAUACAACCCGUGCAACCAAUCAAUGCGGUCACCAAUUCUACAUUUAAUCAACUGUCAGUUGAAGGUAUUCGAAAUUUGGGUAAUGUACGUGCAGACUCUUCAUCAAAAUCAGAUAAAGCAUCCGGCAGCGUCAAGCCAGAUAAAGAUAAACUAUCGGCAGCUAUGCCGAUCAAUGCGAAUGAUGCUGAUGUUGCUAUAAAGCAAGUGGUUGAGGCAAUAAAUGCUAAAGCGAAGGUCGAUGAAGUCGAUGAAACGAUUCACGAAGAAAAGAUUGAUGGGCUCGAUGGAAAAGCCGCGAAAGAAGAUUCUAGUCCAAUUGCCGAGUCAGCAGUCGAAGGUUUACAAAAUAUGGACUUUGGAGAGGGUGAGGCAAAGAUUGACGUGUCAAGUGGCACUAAAUCCAAUCCAACGGCAACUGUCAAACAGGAACUGAAGCCAACUGCGAAAACGUUAAAUCCAAGCGAAAAUCCAAUUCCUAACGGGGAAACGGCCGAAAAACCAGUCAUCAAUGAGGAACACUCCCUGGUGGAUACUGACAUUGAUGAGGAUGUGGUGAAAGACGACGAGGAUAAGGAAAACUACAAAGUUGUCACCGAGGACAACGACGAUUUCGAUGUAAAUGAUGUGAACACCAAAGAUAAACUGGUCAACAUAAAUGACGACUCAAUCGAAACUAAUGAAGGCGAUGAUAUGAUGGACUCACAAGGUGCUCAGUCAGCUAAAUCACCGCCAGAACAGGCGCCAUCCAAUGAGCAAUUGCACAAUCAAGAAGAUCCAUUCACCGAUGAUACCGACUCAAAUUUCUUCACCUAUUUCAUGUUUCUACUGUUGGUGUGUGUCAUCGCGUAUGUGGUUUAUCACAACAAGUCGAAAAUGCUCGCUUUGUUGCUUGAAGGACGCCGUUCCAACACGAACGGAAGAAGUGGCUUAUCGCGCAGAAAGCAUACAGCUGCUUAUCGAAAAUUAGAUUCAAAUUUGGAGGAAGCAAUAACGUCGAGCGGUAACGGCAGAUCUACACAAGUCAUUUAUUAAGCUUCGUGGAGCAUGUGUGAGAGCGUGUGCGUAUUUUUUGCGAAUUUAUUGUUAAUUAUUUGAUUAAUUCCUGUUAAGUAUUUUGCAUUACGUACUUUUAGAAUAAAAAGAAAUUUCCGAGAAG